AUGGAUCCAUACGCUCUUAAGAGGGACAACAGGAAGAAGUUCUUCGAUAAGGAGAAGCUUAAGCGCAAACAUGCGACUCCAAGUGAUCGUAAAUAUCGCGCCCUCAACAAGUCUGAGGAGCUGCCGCCCCCAGAGCCAGAGCUGCAGGCCAAUGACUACAGGUACCAUGAGGACAUCUCCAUGGCCCAUGGGCAAGACGAUUUCGACGCGCAGAACGUUAAUAAGAAACUCAAAGAAGUACUGAAAGGUAGGGAUGUUGAGAGCGGAUCUGCAGCCAAAAGCGUGUUGCCAAUGACGCGCAAGAAUCUCGAUUCAAUGACGGUAGCCGAACUCAACAGCCUACUACAAAGAGAUGUCGUUCCUAAUGCGGACGCCAAGCCGGCACAGGCGCCGAAUUCCUCAGCGCCAAAUUCAGCAGUCAAAUCGAGUGCCGUGAAGAGUGGCGGAAAUACAAGCGGCACUACGAAACCACAGCCUUCAGCUGUGCCAGCCGAGCUUGAGUCUGAGCAGAACUUUCUCGACGAACUCAUUUGA
This is a messenger RNA of Lachancea thermotolerans CBS 6340, 534 nucleotides long. RefSeq lists its product as uncharacterized. The transcript has a single exon. The record is from RefSeq and is a predicted model, not a curated record. NCBI's taxonomy places the organism in Eukaryota, Fungi, Ascomycota, Saccharomycetes, Saccharomycetales, Saccharomycetaceae. The coding region runs from base 1 to 534 and encodes 177 amino acids.